AUGUCUCUGGCGACAGACUCCGAGUUCUACAUGGGUCUAACAUGUAAGGACGAUGCCGAAGGUGUUGCAAUGCAGGGUAUGGGACUGAUCGCAUAUCUCUUGCUUCAUUCGAAAAGAGAAAAAGGCGACAUGGACGACAACAACCUCACAUAUAGCCUGUCGCAAACCGCCCCGAAUAGCACCGUGGACAAGACUGCAAGGUCGCAUGCAGACCGGACUGAGGAAGACACUGCUGUAGGCUUUCCAGACGGCGGAUGGCGAGCAUGGAGCGUGGUGCUGGGGUCGUGGUGUGCAAUGGUUCCCUCGUUCGGUCUUUUGAAUACAAUGGGUGUCCUGGAAGCUUGGUUGGCAAAUGACCAGCUGAAAGAAUAUUCCAAAGCCUCUAUCGGUUGGAUAUUUGGCCUGUAUUCUUUCUUCCUUUACUUCGGAAGCGUGCAAGUUGGGCCGGUCUUUGAUGCUUACGGUCUCCGACCCUUGCUUAUCCCAGGAUGUAUCGGACUUGUCGGUUCUCUUAUGGUUUUCAGUGUAGCAAGUGAAUAUUAUCAAUUCAUGCUCGGAUUCAGCGUCCUCGGCGGAAUUUCCUCAUCAAUGGUCUUCACCCCAAGCAUAGCCUGCAUCGCACAUUGGUUCCAUCGACGUCGCGCCCUAGCGACAGGAAUCGCAGCCACAGCAGGUGGUUUUGGCGGCAUUAUCUUCCCGAUCAUGAUAUGGAACCUGAGCGAAGUAGUCGGUUUCCAAUGGGGAAUCAGAAUAACCGGUUUCAUCUGCAGCUUCUUCUGUAUUCUAUACGUCCUAUUUUUAAGGACCAGAUUACCCCCUAAAAAGCUGGGCGGGGGCAAGGUCGACAUUAGAGCCCUACGCGAAAUCCCAUUUUCCCUCCUCACGGUUGCCAUCUUCCUCAUCGACUUCGCCCUGCUUAUCCCCCUGACCUACCUGACCUCAUACGCCGAAUCACACAACAUGAAAGAGAGCCUAGCAUUCCAGCUAGUCUCGAUCCUCAACGCCGCUUCGAUCCUGGGACGAGUCGUCCCGGGCUAUUUCGCAGACCGCUACGGUCGGUUCAAUGUGAUGAUCGGCACAACACUGGUGUGUACCAUUUUCACUCUGGCACUAUGGCUACCAGCCGGGUCCAACCCCGCAGCUAUCGUGGCAUAUGCUGUACUCUUUGGGUUCUGGAGCGGUUCUGCUAUUAGUCUUGCCCCCGUUUGUGUUGCGCAGAUCUCGUCCACGGAGGACUUCGGAAAGAGAUAUGGGACGACGUAUUCGUUGGUUAGUGUUGGUGCUUUGUUUGCUAUACCUAUUGCCGGGGAGAUCCUGAAAGCUCAGAGCUCGGGAGGAGAGGAAGAGGAUUAUUCGGGGCUUGUACUCUUUUGUGGGUUGGUGUAUGCUUGUGCUUGUUUGUUUUUUGUCUUGGCGAGGGGGGUUUGUACUGGGUGGAGGUUAAAGACUGUAUUUUAG
This is a messenger RNA of Aspergillus oryzae RIB40, 1458 nucleotides long. RefSeq names its product MCT family MFS transporter. The coding region runs from base 1 to 1458 and encodes 485 amino acids. The record is from RefSeq and is a predicted model, not a curated record. The transcript has 4 exons. Gene Ontology annotation, cellular component: fungal-type vacuole membrane. Lineage: Eukaryota; Fungi; Ascomycota; Eurotiomycetes; Eurotiales; Aspergillaceae. Gene Ontology annotation, biological process: transmembrane transport. Gene Ontology annotation, molecular function: transmembrane transporter activity.